Messenger RNA from Spodoptera litura, 2566 nucleotides. RefSeq names its product polyubiquitin-C. Gene Ontology annotation, molecular function: protein binding. Lineage: Eukaryota; Metazoa; Arthropoda; Insecta; Lepidoptera; Noctuidae. The record is from RefSeq and is a predicted model, not a curated record.
UUUUCGUAAAUCGUACUACGAUUGUGAUUAAUCAAUUUCAAUUUGUGACUGACUCGCGUUGAAUAAGCAGUGUUUUGUGUUUAUAAUUAUUAUAAGUUUCCAAUAGUCUUGAUAUUUCUGUUAAGUAUUAAAUUGAUUUCACCAUGCAGAUUUUCGUUAAAACCUUGACGGGUAAAACUAUUACGCUUGAAGUUGAGCCAUCCGACACCAUUGAAAAUGUUAAAGCUAAAAUUCAAGACAAAGAAGGCAUUCCCCCAGAUCAGCAACGCUUGAUCUUCGCAGGAAAGCAGUUGGAAGACGGUCGCACACUGUCUGACUACAAUAUUCAAAAAGAAUCUACCCUCCAUCUUGUUCUGCGUCUCCGUGGCGGUAUGCAGAUUUUCGUGAAAACUCUCACUGGUAAGACGAUUACCCUUGAAGUUGAGCCUUCAGACACUAUCGAGAAUGUUAAGGCUAAAAUCCAAGACAAAGAGGGUAUUCCCCCAGAUCAGCAGCGGUUGAUCUUCGCUGGCAAACAACUAGAGGAUGGUCGCACUCUCUCAGACUAUAACAUUCAAAAAGAAUCAACACUUCACCUUGUAUUGCGACUCCGAGGUGGUAUGCAGAUAUUUGUGAAAACUCUUACUGGCAAAACCAUCACUCUCGAGGUUGAGCCUUCUGAUACAAUUGAAAAUGUGAAGGCGAAGAUCCAAGACAAAGAAGGCAUCCCUCCAGACCAACAGCGUCUUAUCUUCGCUGGCAAGCAGUUGGAAGACGGACGUACUCUUUCCGACUACAACAUCCAGAAAGAAUCAACUCUUCAUCUUGUGCUCCGUCUGCGAGGUGGCAUGCAGAUUUUUGUCAAAACUUUGACUGGCAAAACCAUCACUCUUGAAGUUGAGCCUUCAGACACAAUUGAAAAUGUGAAGGCCAAAAUCCAGGACAAAGAGGGUAUUCCCCCUGACCAGCAGCGACUUAUCUUUGCUGGCAAACAAUUAGAAGAUGGCCGCACUUUGUCGGAUUAUAACAUCCAGAAAGAAUCCACACUGCACUUGGUACUACGUCUGCGAGGUGGUAUGCAGAUUUUCGUCAAGACCCUCACUGGCAAGACCAUCACACUGGAGGUUGAGCCAUCUGACACCAUUGAAAACGUAAAAGCUAAGAUCCAAGAUAAGGAAGGUAUCCCUCCUGACCAGCAACGUCUUAUCUUCGCCGGCAAACAGUUGGAAGACGGACGCACUCUGUCUGACUACAAUAUCCAGAAAGAGUCAACCCUUCAUCUUGUCCUCCGUCUGCGUGGUGGUAUGCAGAUUUUCGUCAAAACUUUGACUGGCAAAACCAUCACUCUCGAGGUUGAGCCUUCAGACACGAUUGAAAAUGUAAAGGCCAAGAUCCAGGACAAAGAGGGUAUCCCUCCUGACCAGCAGCGUCUUAUCUUUGCUGGCAAACAAUUAGAGGACGGCCGCACUUUGUCCGACUACAACAUCCAGAAAGAAUCAACUCUUCAUCUUGUGCUCCGUCUGCGAGGUGGUAUGCAGAUUUUCGUAAAAACCUUGACUGGUAAGACUAUUACUCUAGAGGUUGAGCCUUCGGAUACUAUUGAGAACGUCAAAGCCAAGAUCCAAGAUAAAGAAGGCAUCCCCCCUGACCAGCAGCGUCUUAUCUUCGCUGGCAAGCAGUUGGAAGACGGACGCACUCUGUCUGACUACAAUAUUCAGAAAGAAUCAACCCUUCAUCUUGUCCUCCGUCUGCGAGGUGGUAUGCAGAUUUUCGUAAAAACCUUGACUGGCAAGACUAUUACUCUGGAGGUUGAGCCUUCGGAUACUAUUGAGAACGUCAAAGCCAAAAUCCAGGACAAAGAAGGCAUCCCUCCUGACCAGCAGCGUCUUAUCUUCGCUGGCAAGCAGUUGGAAGACGGACGCACUCUGUCUGACUACAAUAUUCAAAAAGAGUCAACCCUCCAUCUUGUACUCCGUCUGCGAGGUGGUAUGCAGAUUUUCGUCAAAACUUUGACUGGCAAAACCAUCACUCUCGAGGUUGAGCCUUCUGACACGAUUGAAAAUGUAAAGGCCAAGAUCCAGGACAAAGAGGGUAUCCCUCCUGACCAGCAGCGUCUUAUCUUUGCUGGCAAACAAUUGGAGGAUGGCCGCACUUUGUCCGACUACAACAUCCAGAAAGAAUCUACUCUUCAUCUUGUGCUCCGUCUGCGAGGUGGUAUGCAGAUUUUCGUAAAAACCUUGACUGGCAAGACUAUUACUCUGGAGGUUGAGCCUUCGGAUACUAUUGAGAACGUCAAAGCCAAGAUCCAAGACAAAGAAGGUAUUCCCCCUGACCAGCAGCGUCUUAUCUUCGCUGGCAAGCAGUUGGAAGACGGACGCAGUCUUUCAGACUACAACAUUCAGAAAGAAUCCACCCUGCACUUGGUCUUGCGCCUUCGUGGCGGCAACUAAUUGAUCUAUUUUACUAUAUCCUACAAUGGUUUAUUUAUAUUCACAUUCAAAUUUCAAUUUUUCUGAUCAUUCCAAUUUCAAUAUCUAGGUAAUUCCAACAUUUUGAUUCAAUAAAUAUCUUUCACUUCCGAUAGUAA